ACAGUGGAGUAUUGUGGCGGAUGAUUGCGUUGCUGUGGUUGUUUUCAAAGAACAAGCUAACCGAUCGAGUUCUCUACGGUGGAGCCCAAGAUGUGGUUCAAGACUUUCUCGACUGUGUUCGCUUUGACACAACUGUUUGGUCCGUCGAGUGAGAGAGCUUUGGAACUUUCUGUGAUUUCUUCAUCUCAGCUCAAGGCAGCAUGGCAAAUGCCCCUGGAUCGGACAUCGUCCAAGCAAUAUAGCCUGGCCCUCAGUACAACCGCUCGCAGUUGUCAACAAUCCGUGAUUGAACGGAUGAUCUCACCUGGAGAGAAAGAGUGCCUACUGCCGUACAACGAAACGGACACACUGUACACGCUCACAGUCUCCGCCCAAGAGGGAAGCGGUGGAAACAAGACCAGCGAAGAAAUUUUGAGCGCUUCCAUCGUCGUCCCUAAGAUCGGUGACAGUAUCUCUCUCCCUCCACCGGAAGUGGUGAAGAUCUCCCCUACGAAUAACUCUGUAAAAUUCAACCUGAAAGAACCCCAGAAUGAAUACUCAGGGAAACGGUUGAGGCUCGUUCUCAUAAGUCAGACAGGUCGAUUGAACAAAUCUUCAAUAUUCGAGACCCAGGCUGGAACUCUGUACUAUGGAUCAGAUCUUAAAGCCUUCGAAGAGUAUUUCGGUUCCUUGCAAAGAUGCGAGAACAACUUGCCCGAGCAGUGCGGGAUGCCAACCCAGAUCACCUUCAAGACUCUGAUCGGAGCUCCGAGCGUGCCAAAAGACCUGGAAAUUACAUUCGUCAACGAGAGUCGUAUCGAGGUCCGAUGGGAGCCUCCGGUCGACAUGGGUGCCCCGAAUGUGGAUCAUUACGAAGUCAAGUUGAUCGCGGACGAGAAGCUCAUCGGCAACAUCACCGUUUCAAACGAGACUCUGACUUCGGCUUUCGACCAUCUUCGAUCAGGGAUCUCGUAUACCGUCGAGCUCACAGCUGUGAACAUCGAUGGAUCUAAGGAAAGUUUCUACUCAGAACCCGCAGCGGUCAUGGUCUCCACACCCUCAUCCGUACCGAUUUGGAUCUUCGUCGCCGUCAUCAUUGUCGGGGUCGCAGCCGGCACAGCUUUCUUCGUGAUCAAAACGAAGACAUGAGGGAGUCGAGUUCCAGAAGGCAGAUGCGCUCGCGACUCAGUGCCGACACUUCCCUGUACAUUACACCAGACUGCCCCGUUGAACUAAAUCACUGUCACAUUCACCACAAGCGCCCAAGACUCAUAAAUAAGGCCGGACAUUCAUCGCGGGUUCUUUCCUUCGGGAAUUCGCGAGUUUUUUCGAUUCCCAUAGGCUCUCUAUUGCAAAGCGAAUCCAAGUGCCACGGGAUCCCGUCGCGUUGGCGUAGAAUGCCCUAGCCCGACGAGUAUAUGACCGUAUACUCUUCGAAUCUACGAGCCAUGAAUAGUGUUAUGGGUUGAGAAGAUUUUAUUUUCUGGAACGCCUCCAAACCCAGAAAAACCGAAUCGGAUAAUCUCGAACUUUUUGAGACUCAUCCACGAUAAAGAUUAGGGCUGACCUCGAAUUUUUCGAUUGAGCGGCUGAAUCAUGCUAUCUCCAACUUUCUUCGGGACGCCGGGGAAGGUCGAAGCAAGCUUAGGUUAGAGAGUAGACGAUUCACUGCUCUCUUCAGUCUUGAUAAUAAAUUAUGGUCAAGUCAUUGUCAA
Galendromus occidentalis (western predatory mite) is the source of this 1694-nucleotide messenger RNA. Its product is annotated as neogenin. Bases 91 to 1128 code for a protein of 345 amino acids. The record is from RefSeq and is a predicted model, not a curated record. The transcript has 7 exons. Lineage: Eukaryota; Metazoa; Arthropoda; Arachnida; Mesostigmata; Phytoseiidae. Gene Ontology annotation, molecular function: protein binding.